Messenger RNA from Daphnia magna, 1368 nucleotides. RefSeq lists its product as uncharacterized. The record is from RefSeq and is a predicted model, not a curated record. Lineage: Eukaryota; Metazoa; Arthropoda; Branchiopoda; Diplostraca; Daphniidae.
AUGGAAAAAGACUAUAUGAACAAAGACGACCCUCGUAAUCUCUUUGUACUUAAAAACACCGCGAAACGUACUCACACCACGCUGCUGAACCGAGCAAGGACGAUGUUGAGCAGAAAUGCCUCCCAGCAAGAGUUUGCAGCAUUUAGAACUAGACUGAAACAGGCCCACGCUCGGCUAGUUAGCAUUCAUCAACGAUACGUCCAGCUCACCGAUCUCAGCGACACUGAACAACAUACCGCCGAACUUUACCUCCAAACUAUCAACAAUCAACAGCUAACCUGCUUACGGACGAUCGCUGUCGCCAUGGCUAAUAGGUCCGAACGUCGUCGAUCAUGGAAUGUAUCGAACCACGACAAUGCUUCGGGAAAUCGAACCGAACAAAUUUCACCAAAUGUGAUAGAAGACGUACAAAAUGCGCUGCUCAACAACACCGCUCCGAAUCAGAUUAACUACCAGGAAAAUCAGCAGCACGAUCCUACGUUUUUGCCAACGCACCUCGUUGAAAAUCACGAUAACCAAAAUAUCGACACGAAUUCUAGCAAUGGCCAAACCAAUAAUCGAGGCAGUCCAACAUCAAACAAACCUGAAUCCGACCCAGCUGCAGCAAAGAAGCUAAAAUUUGAUUUGGAAUUUAAACUUCGUCAGAAGCAGUUGCAGAAAGAACGUGAAAUGAAGGACUUGGAACUUAAAUACGCACGUGAGCAAGAAGAUAUGCUACUCGAAAUCCAGCAUAUUCAGCAGAAAUCACAGCUGAGCGAUAGUCCUGUGUCCGAACAAGGCCCGCAGUUCGCUUUGACUCCCGUCCACCAGGUGAACACAACGCUGCCUCCGCCUCAAGGACCGGUGGUUUACACUGGACAUCCUCAACUCGCAUCGUCCCGCAAUUGGCCGAAACUUGUUGUUGCUAAGUUUGACGGUGACCCUCGUGGUUGGACCAAAUUUGCUCACGGCAUUAACGCAACUCUCCGAGACACUAAUAUGCCAGAGUCUUUGAAAUUGUUGGCCCUACAAGAUAACCUGAAAGACGAAAUUCAGAAGCGUGUCGCUCACAUCUUCACCAGUACUCACUCAUUUCAAUCAGCAUGGGCUGUCCUCGAGAGUAAAUAUGGUAGCCCUGGUCUCAUCAUUCAAGCGCACAACCAGCACCUUCAGCAGUUGCCGCCUUUCAAGCAUAGCGACUUCAAUGGGCUUUUCAACAUGGCUGUUGCAGUUCGUGAUGCCAUAUCAAGCGUCAACAAGGAGCACAUCGUUAUAUUUACAUCAGUCGUCACGUCGCUGUGUGCCAAGUUGCCCAUCCAUUUACAGUCGGAUUGGGGCAAACUGGCGUAUGGGCUGAAUAGAUUGCCAACUCUUCAAGAUUUCGACUAA